GUAUACAUAUUUUCACAUAAUUGCGAUUGAGUGUACAGCCCUUGAUCUGUCAGUCUAGCAUAAGCGUAGAGAAAAAACAAUGAGUUCUCUAGUUAUUUUUAAAGGUAGUCUAUUUUUCUCUUUUCUGAUAUUCUUAAUUCCCUUGAAAAGUUUUACAUGCUGCAUACAACCAGGAACCCCAAUCUGCAUGAUAUCUUUGUGGUUAGUUGCUGUAAAGCCAAUAUUUAAAUUUCUUUGAGGUCUUUUUUAGUGCCUUGUGUUACAGGAUGAGGAUCUCGUCAGGAGGGUGAAUAUAUAUGUGGCUCUGGGUCUUGUACAUUUUGUGACAAAGGAAUUCCCCUUUGAACCGCCUGCUCCCCUGAAGCCCCUGGAGCCUCUGGCUCAAGCAGCGCCGUCAGUCUGUGCAGUGUCUCUGACGUCAUCGGUGUAUGCAUAAGCCCUGCUAUUGUCUUACUGCUACAGCAGGGCUGGGGAUUGCAGUAUCCGCUGUUGCUGCUGCUCCCAGUCUUGUCCCUGCUGCUACCUAGUCCUGCCUCACUGCAUCCCAGAAGAGCCACGUUGGCUUGCCUUUCCCUAUUGGAUUUUCAAAAGCGGCUCUUCGGUUUUUGUGCUGUAGGAGACCUUGCUUUUCAAUCACACGGGAGAACACUGAAGCUUGUAAGAGGAGAAUCUGGCAGCUGGACACAGCUUGGACUGCAUUGUGUGUCUUCAUGACCCCUGCUGUGUAGCGGCUCAUCUUUUCACUCUCACACGUACACUCUCCUCGAUUUUAUUUCCUUCCUUUUUUUUCUUUCUUCUAAUUUUUUUAAAGCAGCCUCUGGAGCCAGCCAUGUUUGGCACUGAAUCUUCAUUGAGCAUGUUUUUGAACACAUUAACACCGAAGUUCUACGUGGCCCUGACAGGCACUUCCUCACUAAUAUCAGGGCUCAUUUUGAUAUUUGAAUGGUGGUAUUUUCGCAAGUAUGGAACAUCAUUCAUUGAACAAGUCUCAGUAAGCCACUUGCGCCCCCUCCUGGGAGGGGUUGACAACAACUCCUCCAACAAUUCUAACUCCAGCAAUGGGGACUCAGAUUCCAACAGGCAAAGUGUCUCAGAAUGCAAAGUAUGGCGAAAUCCACUAAAUUUAUUUAGGGGUGCUGAAUAUAAUCGGUAUACUUGGGUGACAGGACGAGAGCCUUUGACUUACUAUGACAUGAAUCUCUCUGCCCAAGACCACCAGACAUUCUUCACUUGUGACUCAGACCACCUGCGUCCUGCAGAUGCAAUAAUGCAGAAAGCCUGGAGAGAGAGAAACCCACAAGCUAGAAUUUCUGCAGCUCAUGAAGCCUUAGAGAUAAACGAAAUUAGGUCCAGAGUUGAAGUUCCCCUAAUUGCUUCCUCUACCAUCUGGGAGAUAAAAUUGUUACCAAAGUGUGCAACUGCAUAUAUUCUCUUGGCUGAAGAGGAAGCAACAACCAUUGCGGAAGCAGAAAAACUGUUCAAGCAGGCCCUGAAGGCCGGAGAUGGCUGUUACCGGCGUUCUCAGCAGCUACAGCAUCACGGAUCCCAGUAUGAAGCCCAGCAUAGACGAGAUACCAAUGUCUUGGUCUACAUCAAAAGAAGGCUAGCAAUGUGUGCCAGAAGACUCGGGAGGACCAGGGAAGCAGUGAAAAUGAUGAGAGAUUUAAUGAAGGAGUUCCCCUUGCUGAGCAUGUUCAAUAUCCAUGAAAACCUUUUAGAAGCUCUUCUGGAACUACAGGCAUAUGCUGAUGUUCAGGCAGUCUUAGCAAAGUAUGAUGAUAUAAGCUUACCAAAGUCGGCAACAAUAUGCUAUACAGCUGCCUUGCUCAAAGCAAGAGCUGUCUCUGACAAAUUCUCUCCCGAGGCUGCAUCUCGGCGGGGGCUGAGCACAGCAGAGAUGAAUGCAGUGGAGGCCAUUCACAGAGCUGUGGAAUUCAAUCCUCACGUGCCAAAAUACCUACUAGAAAUGAAAAGCUUAAUCCUCCCCCCAGAACAUAUCCUGAAGCGAGGGGACAGUGAAGCAAUAGCAUAUGCAUUCUUUCAUCUGGCGCACUGGAAGAGGGUGGAAGGGGCUUUGAAUCUUUUGCAUUGUACGUGGGAAGGCACUUUUCGGAUGAUCCCUUACCCCUUGGAAAAGGGGCAUCUAUUUUAUCCUUACCCAAUCUGUACAGAAACAGCAGAUCGAGAGCUGCUUCCGUCUUUCCAUGAAGUCUCAGUUUACCCAAAGAAGGAGCUUCCUUUCUUCAUUCUCUUUACUGCCGGAUUGUGUUCCUUCACAGCCAUGCUGGCCCUCCUGACACAUCAGUUCCCGGAACUUAUGGGGGUCUUCGCAAAAGCUAUGAUUGACAUUUUCUGCUCGGCAGAGCUCAGGGACUGGAAUUGCCAGAGUAUUUUCAUGCGUGUUGAAGAUGAACUGGAAAUCCCACCGGCACCUCAAUCUCAACAUUUCCAAAACUGAACUCAUCACCCUCCUUCCCCCACCACCAAAACCACCCCUCCUGUAUUCCUGACCUCCGCCCAUGGCACUGCCGUCUGCCCGGUUACUCAAGCCAGAAACGCAGCAGCCC
Ailuropoda melanoleuca (giant panda) is the source of this 2567-nucleotide messenger RNA. RefSeq names its product suppression of tumorigenicity 7 (gene ST7). The record is from RefSeq and is a predicted model, not a curated record. NCBI's taxonomy places the organism in Eukaryota, Metazoa, Chordata, Mammalia, Carnivora, Ursidae. The transcript is spliced from 16 exons. The coding region runs from base 830 to 2458 and encodes 542 amino acids.